AUGACAGCGCUUACACCUUUGAACCGAGCCGUACUUGGACUUGCGUGGAGCUGUUUGAGUUUUCUGUCCUGCGCUCAUUGCGGCUUAAGUGACAACCAUGUGCACUCCAGUUUUAUUUACAGGAGGUUGCGCAAUCACGAACGCAGGGAGAUCCAGAGAGAGAUCCUCUCCAUCCUGGGCUUGCCUCACCGUCCGAGGCCCUUCUCUCCCGGGAAGCAGGCGUCCUCCGCGCCGCUCUUCAUGCUCGACCUGUACAACGCGAUGGCCGUGGAGGAGGAGGUGGGGGAGGUGGAGGGGGUGGGGGUGGGGGUGCAGCAGGGCGCAGGGAAGAGCUUCAGUGCCAAGGUUCAAGGGCACUCCAGGAAAGGUUACUACAGCCCCCAGCAUGCCGGGUACUCCCGUGUGGCACAGCCUUACCGAGCGGCCCCUCUGUUAGGCCACAGCCCCGCACUCACCACAGCGCACGACACCAACUUUCUGAAUGACGCCGACAUGGUGAUGAGUUUUGUCAAUUUAGUGGAGAAAGACAAAGAUUUUUCCCACCAACGAAGACACUACAAGGAGUUCCGUUUUGAUCUGACUCAGAUCCCAGAUGGAGAGGCGGUGACUGCUGCAGAGUUUCGGAUCUAUAAGGACCGCAGUCAUGCCCGCUACGACAACAUCACUCUGAAGGUUUCCAUUUAUCAAGUCAUCAAGGAAUAUCAAAACAAAGAUGCAGAGACGUUCUUGCUUGACUCCAAGAAGGUCCAGGCGUCGGAUGGGGGCUGGCUGGUGUUUGACAUCACGGCAACCAGUAACCACUGGGUGAUGAACCCACAGCAGAACUUGGGCCUGCAGCUCUGUGUGGAGACAGUAGAUGGACGAAGUAUCAACAUAAAAUCUGCUGGAAUCAUUGGGAGGAACGGGCCUCAGUCCAAGCAGCCCUUCCUGGUUGCUUUCUUCAAGGCCAGCGGGGUGUUACUUCGCUCUGUCAGAGCUGCUGGUGGGAAGAAAAAGAACCACAAUCGCAAUAAAUCCACCAAUCAGCAAGAAUCAUCUAGGGCGCCAAAAACUGGAGAUUACAACACCAGUGAACAGAAGCAAGCCUGUAAGAAGCAUGAACUUUAUGUCAGCUUUCGAGAUUUGGGCUGGCAGGAUUGGAUCAUUGCACCUGAGGGCUAUGCAGCUUUCUACUGUGAUGGUGAAUGCUCGUUUCCACUCAACGCACACAUGAACGCAACAAAUCAUGCAAUUGUGCAAACCCUGGUCCAUUUAAUGUUUCCUGACAAUGUGCCAAAGCCAUGCUGUGCCCCAACCAAGCUCAACGCAAUAUCAGUACUUUACUUUGAUGACAGCUCAAACGUUAUCCUCAAGAAAUACAGAAAUAUGGUCGUUAGGUCUUGCGGUUGCCAUUAG
Seriola dumerili (greater amberjack) is the source of this 1395-nucleotide messenger RNA. RefSeq names its product bone morphogenetic protein 5 (gene bmp5). The transcript is spliced from 7 exons. The record is from RefSeq and is a predicted model, not a curated record. Gene Ontology annotation, molecular function: growth factor activity; cytokine activity. Lineage: Eukaryota; Metazoa; Chordata; Actinopteri; Carangiformes; Carangidae. The coding region runs from base 1 to 1395 and encodes 464 amino acids. Gene Ontology annotation, cellular component: extracellular region. Gene Ontology annotation, biological process: SMAD protein signal transduction.